Molecule: messenger RNA, 2125 nt
Organism: Megalops cyprinoides (Indo-Pacific tarpon)
Lineage: Eukaryota; Metazoa; Chordata; Actinopteri; Elopiformes; Megalopidae
Product: ras-related GTP-binding protein C-like
Exons: 7
Coding region: 230-1369 (379 amino acids)
Biological process (GO): positive regulation of TOR signaling; cellular response to starvation; cellular response to amino acid stimulus
Cellular component (GO): lysosome; nucleus; Gtr1-Gtr2 GTPase complex
Molecular function (GO): GTP binding; GTPase activity
Source: RefSeq, a predicted model, not a curated record
UGCGAGAAACAGGAACACUAAAGAUUUGAAGAGAAAGGAGAGUUUGCCAUUGUAGCUGUAUAUCGAUCCACUUUCGUAAUAUAUUAAAUUGUAGACGUUUUUAACAGGCGGGAUUUUGCGCUAUUAUGUGUAUAAUUUAUUGUUCAGGAAGAAACUCACGCGUAUUGCAAAAUUAAGUCGUGCAAAGGGGGUCCGGGGAUUGGGGAAACAGGCAUCGCAUCGGGUCAAAAUGUCGAAUCCGUUCGAGGAGCCCCUUUCCGACAGUUACAGAGUGGACUCUUUCCCGAAAGAUUUCGGCUAUGGCGUGGAGGACAACGACAUCGAGGAGAGCUCAGCACCUGCUGACAGUAAACCGAGAAUACUGUUGAUGGGAUUACGACGGAGCGGCAAAUCCUCAAUACAAAAGGUGGUGUUCCACAAGAUGUCCCCCAAUGAAACACUGUUUUUGGAGAGCACAAACAAGAUCUACAAAGACGAUGUCUCCAGCACCUCCUUCGUCAACUUCCAGAUCUGGGACUUCCCUGGUCAGGUGGACUUCUUUGACCCCGCUUUCGACUAUGAGAUGAUCUUCAGGGGCACCGGGGCACUGAUAUUUGUUAUCGAUGCACAGGACGAUUAUGUGGAGGCUCUGGGGAGACUCCAUCUCACCGUAUCGAGAGCCUAUAGGGUUAACCCUGAGAUCAACUUUGAGGUCUUCAUCCACAAAGUGGACGGCCUCUCUGACGACCACAAGAUCGAGACCCAGAGAGACAUCCAUCAGAGAGCCAAUGACGACCUGGCUGAUGCCAGCCUGGACAAGUUGCAUCUCAGUCUUUACCUGACGAGUAUCUAUGACCAUUCAAUAUUCGAGGCCUUCAGUAAAGUCGUCCAGAAACUUCUCCCUCAGCUCCCAACUCUGGAGAACCUUCUGAACAUCUUCAUAUCAAAUUCAGGGAUAGAGAAAGCCUUUCUGUUCGACGUGGUCAGUAAGAUCUACAUUGCCACUGACAGCUUGCCCGUGGACAUGCAGUCCUACGAGCUGUGCUGCGACAUGAUCGACGUUGUCAUCGACGUCUCCUGCAUAUAUGGGCUGAGGGAGGAUGGCAGUGGCAGCGCAUAUGAUAAGGAGUCCUUGGCCAUCAUCAAACUCAACAACACCACUGUGCUCUACCUGAAGGAGGUGACCAAGUUCCUGGCGCUGGUCUGCAUUCUCAGGGAGGAGAGCUUCGAACGGAAAGGUUUGAUAGACUACAAUUUCCACUGCUUUCGCAAAGCCAUCCAGGAAGUGUUUGAGGUGGGCGUGUCCACCCAGAGAACGGGCACCCCACAGCUUGACAUGCCCAGUCCGAAGGCUGCCACUCUGAACGGGACCCCCAGGAGCGCCGUGUAGCGUUUCGGAGGAGGAGGGAGAGAGAGAGAGAGCGAGAGAGAGACUGCUGGGGCUGUGCCCUGGACCCCUCACAGGUGACAAAGAGCCCACGGAGCAGCUGAGAGCGGGACAGAGGACCUGUCCGCCGUUUCCUAUGACUGAGAGAUUCAGACAGGAAACCCAGAAUGGAAAACAUUACAAAAUAAACAGAACUGUCAGCCAGCAGGGGGCGCUGCAGUACUGUAACCAGCCCUCCCCCCCCAGGACAACACUGUGUGUCGACACAUUGUCAGGGGUAGGGAAACGCUGUACAAAACACAAACCCAGUCUGAUAUCAUGAAACCCAUUCAACCCAAUGCUCACACACAGCACUGCUUCAGUUCAGCCAAAGUUUUUACCAUUCUGUCAUACACCUAUGCACAUUGAUAGCAAAUCAUAGAAAUGCACUAUUUUAGGACUGUGCUGUCUUAACCUCAGAGUGCUUUGGAGCACUGAGUUGGUGUGAAUGUGUCAACAAGUUUAUAGUAACUGGGUCCAAAACUAUGAGCUGCAUGGUGUAGGAUGGUUUAAAUGAUUAAUACCACUUUCUACUUUCCGUGAGCAUUUACUUCAGUAAAUUAGCUUGGUGAUGCUGCCGCUCUUGUGCUACCAGAUGAACUCUGCUUAUGACAGUAUGACACUGAGACUCAGUGAGGGAGAAAGGCUGUGUCUGCAGGAAGCCAGCCUGAGAUGUGUGUGUGUGUCUCAGGCAGAGUGAGGUGUGUGUGUGAGAAAGAG